Entrophospora sp. SA101 is the source of this 600-nucleotide messenger RNA. The record is from the annotation of a GenBank genome assembly. NCBI's taxonomy places the organism in Eukaryota, Fungi, Glomeromycota, Glomeromycetes, Entrophosporales, Entrophosporaceae.
AUGUCUCGUCUUACUGAAGAACGUAAUCAAGAUGCUACUGUAUAUAUAGGAAACUUGGAUGAAAGAUGUACUGAAGCACUAAUCUGGGAAUUAAUGCUUCAAGCUGGUCCCGUUGUUAAUGUCCAUUUACCAAAAGAUCGUGUUACUCAAACACAUCAAGGUUAUGGAUUUUGCGAGUAUAUGAGUGAAGAUGAUGCUGAUUACGCAAUAAAAAUAAUGAAUCAAAUCAAAUUAUAUGGGAAACCAAUACGUGUUAACAAAGUAUGUAGGAAUUUGGAUCCAGAUGUAGAUGAAAAAAUGUUAUAUGAUACUUUCAAUCCUGAUACUGGAAAUAGUAAAGGGUACGGCUUCAUUUCAUAUGACAAUUUUGAUUCAUCGGAUGCUGCAAUUGAUGCUAUGAAUGGCCAAUAUUUGAUGAAUAAACCAAUUACUGUUUCAUAUGCAUUCAAAAAGGAUGGUAAAGGCGAACGUCAUGGGAGUGCAGCUGAAAGAUUAUUGGCAGCACAAGCAAAGAAAAACCAAAGUUUGCCAAAUCGUUUAUUUGCUGAUAUUCAUCCUGUUACUCAAGUACUACAACCAUCACUUAAUAAAUUUAUAUAG